CUCCGAGCGCUUUGUCCAGUGCUCUGCGCACAGUAAGCGCUCAAUAAAUACGAUUGAAUGAAGGAAAGAAGUGAAGAGCCAUCCCGCCUGAGGCCAUCAGCCUGCGCUGUGGGACUGUCAUGGCAACGGGUCGGUGAAUGGAUGAAAUGGAGAAAGUUGGGGAACUCACCAACCCUUCUCCCCUUCACCUCUUGCCACAGGCACCCACCACCCCGCCCGCCGUCAUGGGGGGCAGGACGGAGCCUACCCUGUCUCCCCACCACAGCCUGGAGUCGGGAGACCCCCGAGCCGGGACAAAGCAUCACCCUCGCCCCUUCCCUGCCUGGGACCCAGGAGAACUCCAGGGCUCAGGCCCGCCCCUCUGGGGGGGAUCGGCUCCUUUGGAGAGGGGGCGGCCCGGAGGCUGAACCUUCUCACUUCGGGGCAGUGGGAGGGACGAGAGGAAUGGGAGGGGACGGACGGGAAACCCCAGUCCCCUCCCGAAGGGGAGGGGUCCGAUGCGAAGCCCCUGCCCUCUGACCCCAGCAGGAAAAGUCUAUUCCUGCGGAGAGGGUGGCAGGGCUCCGGGAGUGGAGAGGAGAGGAGAGGCGGGCGGCGGGUCGGAGCGGCAGGCGGCGAUCCCCGCCGGGCCACGGACGCGGGAGCCUCAUGGCCUUUCCCCGGGGCAGCCGGGCCCCUCCCGGCCGGGCGGCGCGCUUCUGUGCCCCGCUCCUCCUGGCAGGUGCGAGGGAAAGAGGGGCGGGCAGCGGGCUGCUGGCCGCGGGCCGGGCCGGGGGCUCCUUCCCGGGGGUCCUGACCGCUCCCCAAGCGUUUCCCCAGCCUGGGGCUCCGCCCCGGGAUCCUUGGCGGGGGGCAAACUUCCAGCCCAACCCUGGGCCCCAGGGCUAUUGCUCGUUGGGGUCCUCGAGCCCGGACCCCCCGGAGCCACCCUGGACAGUCUCCGCUCCAGCCCCAUCGCUGCCCCCUCGGAUCGGGUGACCGACCCUGUGUUGAGCGUUCCCCUCUGCUCUGCGCACAGCCUCCGUCCUGACCGCCGGGGUCCGGCCCGCCGAGCCUCUCACCGUCCGACCAGCCGUGGCUGUAGCCGGGGACAACGUCACUCUGACCGCCCGGGGAGACCUAGACCAAGUUGGAAUCUAUAGAUGGUACCGAGGGACAAAUGUGAAGGAAAACCUCAUCUGUGAAUACCAAACAGUCUCAGGCAAUCAGAUGUUUGGAGCCGCCUACACGGGCCGCGAGUCCGCACGCUCCAAUGGCUCCCUGCUCAUCACCGACGUUACGGUCAAUCAUACCGGUUCCUACUAUGUAGACAUGGUACUCAAGGAUUUUACUUCUUCUUCAGACGAAGGAGAGUUACAGGUUUACGUUGCAACUCCCUCCCCGGGGGUGUCCAAUCUCUCACUCUCCGGAGGGGCCAUUGCCGGCAUCGUUAUUGGAGCCCUAGCCGGGGGAUCGCUGAUCAUGACGCUGGGGUAUUUCCUAGUCACCUUGAAGGGCCGAAGGCAAUCGGGGGAGCCCGAGGGAGAGCCUGGCUCAGGAGGAAGAAGGCCCCCAGUGCCCAACCCCUGGAAGAGCGAUGCUUCCUAUGUUAAUUUCCAUCCCAUUGGACCAGGCCCAGUGGCUCAGCGGGGAUCUCCAAGGACAGACUCACUGGAGACCCCCACAGAGGGCAGCCAGUUCUAUGAGACCUUGGGUCCUGGAGACAUGAACAUUUACUGCAAGCUGACGCCGUUCGGGACCUGCGGAGUCACCUUGGGGCAGGUCCUGACCCCUUUCUCCAGGCCCAAGCCCACAGCCCCCAGGAGCCUCUUAGAUGGACCUGCUCUGACCUGGACCAGGGAGGAUUUGGCUCUCCCUCUCUGGAUCAGCACUGACGGGCACCCGAACCUGGAGGAGAAGGAACAGCAGGCCCAGUCUAGGACGAGCCCCUCUGGACCCCGGAAAAUGGCUUUUCCUGCCGGCGGCCGGGACCCUCCCCGUCAGGCCCCUCUUACCUGGCCAGGCCUUCUUCUCGCAGCCUCCAUCCUCACUGCCGGGGUCCGGCCCGCGGAGCCUCUCACCAUCCGACCAGACGUGGCUGUAGCCGGGGACAACGUCACUCUGACCGCCCAGGGAGACCUAGCCCUCGUUGGACUCUGUAGAUGGUACCGAGGGACAAGUCUGGAAGAAAGCCUCCUGUUUGCAUACCGAACAACUUCAGGUCAGAUACUUGGAAACGCCUACACAGACCGUGAGUUUUUGCUCCCAGAUGGCUCCUUGCUCAUCACCAACGUUACAGUCAAAGAUGCCGGUCCCUACUUUGUAGACAUCGUAUUCAAGAAUUUUACUUAUUUGUCAAGCCACGGAGAGUUACAGGUUUAUGAGAAUCUGUCCCCACCCCAUAUCACAGCCAACAACUCUGCUCCAGUGGAAAACAAGGACUUGGUAGUACUAACAUGUGAAACCAAGAAUAAUGUUGAAACGAUUCUAUGGUUCAUAAAUGACCAGGACAUCUUGGUCAGUGACAGACUGAAACUGACCAUGGAGAACAAGACCCUCAUUAUAUACUCCAUCACAAGGAAGGACAGAGGACUCUAUCGGUGUGAACUCAGAAACCCAUUUAAUUCCACUAUGAGUGACCCCUUCCUCCUGAAUGUGACCUAUGGUCCUGAUGUCCCCUCGAUUAUCCCCUCAACCCCUCCUCCUUACAGUGAAGCGGAAAACCUCACUCUCACCUGCACUGCUGACUCCAACCCCCCUGCACAGUACAGCUGGUUUUUCAAUGGAAGCUUGACACAGUCCACUCCAGACCUCCUUAUCUCUAAUAUGCAUGGGAAUCACUCCGGACAAUACACCUGUAAUGCCUCCAACCCAGUCACAGGUCUCCACAGCACCAAAGAUGAAACAAUCACAGUGAUUGUUCCCACGCCAGUCCUCUCUGCCAAUGCAACUAAUGUGACAGAAGGCAAGGAAUCUGUGGAAUUGACCUGCAAUGCCACUGGGGAAGACAUUUUGUGGCUCUUAAACAACUUCAUCAUCAGUAAUGGGAAACUAUCUGAGGAAAACAGGAUUCUUACUCUACCUAGUGUGACCCGGCAGGAUGCAGGGAACUAUCAGUGUACGGCCAAGAACCCAAUCAGUAUGAGCAGAAGCAACAUCGUCACUCUGACUGUGAACUAUGGCCCAGAGUACACGGUCAUCACUCCAGAACCUGAAUCUGGCACAGAUGGUACCAUAGAGAUCCAACCCAAUUCCGCGGUGACUCUAAAGUGCCAGGCUCAGUCUCACCCGGAUCCCGAGUAUCACUGGUUUCACAAUGGCUCCGAUUUGGGGCCUGGGAACAAAUACACUAUUGUCAAGAUGUCUUGGGAAAGAGAGGGCAAUUACACGUGUAAGACCUGGAACCAUGUGACUGACAGGUCUGAUUUAGCUUCAUUCCUUGUUAGAACAAUCGAGAGCCUGGUGCUGGCCCGGCCCAGGUGCCGCACCAAACUCCUUAUGUCCAGUGCCUUUAUUUUCAGCGCCAACACCCUCGCUGCCCCAAUUCCAGCCAGAAACAACAUCCAUGUUCACGAAGAACUGGAAGGUGAUGACAACGACCCGGGAGCCAGUGACCGGAGGGCGGACCGGAGGUAG
Ornithorhynchus anatinus (platypus) is the source of this 3615-nucleotide messenger RNA. RefSeq names its product carcinoembryonic antigen-related cell adhesion molecule 1-like. Bases 1210 to 3615 code for a protein of 801 amino acids. NCBI's taxonomy places the organism in Eukaryota, Metazoa, Chordata, Mammalia, Monotremata, Ornithorhynchidae. The transcript is spliced from 14 exons. The record is from RefSeq and is a predicted model, not a curated record.